Otolemur garnettii (small-eared galago) is the source of this 3344-nucleotide messenger RNA. RefSeq names its product autophagy related 7 (gene ATG7). Lineage: Eukaryota; Metazoa; Chordata; Mammalia; Primates; Galagidae. The record is from RefSeq and is a predicted model, not a curated record. The transcript is spliced from 18 exons. The coding region runs from base 82 to 2271 and encodes 729 amino acids. Gene Ontology annotation, cellular component: phagophore assembly site; cytoplasm. Gene Ontology annotation, biological process: autophagy of mitochondrion; piecemeal microautophagy of the nucleus; protein modification by small protein conjugation. Gene Ontology annotation, molecular function: Atg12 activating enzyme activity; Atg8 activating enzyme activity.
GUUGUGUCUUAAGGUAGUCGAUAUAGCUCUCAUUACUUUUGUUUGAUUUUUUUGUUGUUGUUUGAAUUAAGCUUACUACAAAUGUACUUUCUCACCAAGUUUUGUUUGAGUAUGCUAUUUUGUGGUGUUGUUUUUUGUUUUUUUGGUAGGCAACAGAUAAUGGCGGCAGCUACAGGGGAUCCUGGACUCUCCAAAUUGCAGUUUGCCCCCUUUAGCAGUGCCUUGGAUGUUGGGUUCUGGCAUGAGUUGACCCAGAAGAAACUGAACGAGUAUCGGCUAGAUGAAGCCCCCAAGGACAUCAAGGGUUAUUACUACAAUGGUGAUUCUGCUGGACUGCCAGCUCGCUUAACAUUGGAGUUCAGUGCGUUUGACAUGAGUGCUCCCACCCCAGCCCACUGCUGCCCAGCUGUUGGAACACUGUAUAAUACCAACACACUCGAGUCUUUCAAGACUGCAGAUAAGAAGCUCCUUUUGGAACAAGCAGCAAAUGAGAUAUGGGAAUCCAUAAAAUCGGGUGCUGCUCUUGAAAACCCUGUAUUCCUCAACAAGUUCCUCCUCUUGACAUUUGCAGAUCUAAAGAAGUACCACUUCUACUACUGGUUUUGUUACCCUGCCUUGUGUCUUCCAGAGAGUAUACCUCUCAUACAAGGGCCAGUGGGUUUGGAUCAACGGUUUUCACCAAAACAGAUUCAAGCCCUUGAGUGUGCAUACGAUGAUCUUUGUCAAACAGAAGGAGUCACAGCCCUUCCUUACUUCUUAAUCAAGUAUGAUGAGAACGUGGUGCUGGUUUCCUUGCUUAAACACUACAGUGAUUUCUUCCAAGGUCAAAGGACAAAGGUAACAAUUGGUGUAUAUGAUCCCUGUAACUUAGCCCAGUACCCUGGAUGGCCUUUGAGGAAUGUUUUGGUCCUAGCAGCCCACAGAUGGAGUAGCAGUUUCCAGUCUGUUGAAGUCGUCUGCUUCCGCGACCGCACCAUGCAGGGGGCGAGAGACAUUGCCCACAGCAUCAUCUUCGAAGUGAAGCUUCCAGAAAUGGCAUUUAGCCCAGAUUGUCCUAAAGCAGUUGGAUGGGAAAAGAAUCAGAAAGGAGGCAUGGGACCGAGGAUGGUGAACCUCAGUGACUGUAUGGACCCUAAAAGGUUAGCUGAGUCAUCAGUGGAUCUAAAUCUCAAAUUGAUGUGUUGGAGGUUGGUCCCUACUUUAGACUUGGACAAGGUCGUGUCCACCAAAUGUCUGCUGCUUGGAGCCGGCACCUUGGGUUGUAACGUAGCCAGGACGUUAAUGGGUUGGGGCGUCAGACACAUCACAUUUGUGGACAAUGCCAAGAUCUCCUACUCCAAUCCUAUAAGGCAGCCUCUGUAUGAGUUUGAAGAUUGCUUAGGAGGUGGGAAGCCCAAGGCUCUGGCUGCAGCAGACCGGCUCCAGAAAAUAUUCCCGGGAGUGAACGCUAGAGGGUUCAACAUGAGUAUCCCCAUGCCUGGACAUCCGGUGAACUUCUCCAGCGUCACCUUGGAGCAAGCCCACAGGGAUGUGGGGCAGCUGGAGCAACUCAUCGAAAGUCAUGAUGUCAUUUUCCUAUUGAUGGAUACCAGGGAGAGCCGAUGGCUUCCCACUGUCAUCGCUGCAAGCAAGAGAAAGCUGGUCAUCAAUGCUGCCUUGGGAUUUGACACAUUUGUUGUCAUGAGACAUGGCCUAAAGAAGCCAAAGCAUCAGGGAGCCGGGGACUUGUGUCCAAGCCACCCUGUGGCAUCUGCUGACAUCCUGGGCUCGUCACUUUUUGCCAACAUUCCUGGUUAUAAGCUUGGCUGCUAUUUCUGCAACGAUGUGGUGGCCCCAGGAGAUUCCACCAGAGACCGGACCUUGGACCAGCAAUGCACCGUGAGUCGCCCAGGACUGGCCAUGAUUGCAGGAGCUUUGGCGGUGGAACUGAUGGUUUCUGUUUUGCAGCACCCAGAAGGGGGCUAUGCCAUUGCCAGCAGCAGUGACGAUCGCAUGAAUGAGCCUCCAACCUCUCUAGGGCUUGUGCCUCACCAGAUCCGGGGAUUUCUGUCACGGUUUGAUAAUGUCCUUCCUGUCAGCCUGGCAUUUGACAAAUGUACAGCUUGUUCUUCCAAAGUUCUUGAUCAAUACGAACGAGACGGAUUUAAUUUCCUAGCCAAGGUGUUUAAUUCUUCACAUUCCUUCUUAGAAGACUUGACCGGUCUGACAUUGCUGCAUCAAGAGACCCAAGCUGCUGAGAUCUGGGACAUGAGCGAUGACGAGACCGUCUGAGACAGCCCCUCCCUGACCACCUGCUGAAGAGUGCUUGGUCCGGAGCAGGACUGGUGACGCUGGGCUGGUGCCCUCCAACCUGUCUGGUCCCUGCUCUCCAGACCUGAAGGACUGGAGCCCCUUCUGUUGCCCAGGAGCUCCCAGUGUUCUGCGUUUCUCAUGAUUCAUGAUCUUGCCAGUUCUGAACUAAAUAAUAACCUUGGCUCUAGCAUUGCCAUUCAUCUGGGACUUGGUUCCCCCCAUGUGCAGUUCUGUUUUUCUUAUUGCCACAAAUGUUUGAUACAAGCUCCCAGGAUGCUUUCUCCUUGACCCCCAGGGAUUGGCAGUGAGGGAGCACUUGGCCCAACCACAGACCAACACAGUGAGGGAAAAGAUGGGACACCAGCUUCUGCCAGGAGCCCUUGUGGGGAGGCAGGGCCCAGCCCCUGGGCUCCACUGCAGACUCCUCCCAUCACCUCACACUUGUCCCAGUGACCCCAGCACGCCACCAAGGACAGGCUAAGGUGCCUGCCUCUCAGCCUGUCCUCUGCUGUGGACAUAACUGGGCCUGCUCAAAGGAGGGAUGGAGUCUCAGGCCAGACCCAGGCAGCUGCCUGGGUGGGAGGCUCCUCCCUGCCCCUGUGGGCUCACAGGGCCCAGAGUAGGCUUAGCUGCCUGCCUGUUCCACCUCACUGGUGACUUGGACGCCCUAACACUAGUGUGGGGUGGCUGUCCCUGUGUGCCUGUCUCCAUUUGAGGGGUCAGAGGGCUCAAACACAAGUUACGUGGGCAAGGGCUGGUUUGCCUCUCUCCUGGAUUUGUGGGUAAGGCCCACAGGGCUGGGUAUGGAAACCCAAGGGCACGUCCUUAUUGUCUAUGACCGAGAGUGACAUGUCAUUGUCCCUACAGUGGCAGAGGGGUUAGCGGCACCCUUUCCAUACUUUUUAUUCUUAUGGCUUUUAAAUUUUGUCUCAAGACUAGCACUAAAGUCAAAAUUGAAUCUGGGGCUGACUCGUACAACGGUAGGACUUCUGUCGGGUAUAUGUGUUUAUUGUUUUGAGACCGAGUCUCACUCUGACACCCUCUUGCUUUAG